GGGCGGGAAGGCAGCCGCAGCGGAGCCUGGACUGUCGCGCGCGCCGCGCCGGCGAUGCCGCGCCCCCGGGCCGGGCUGUAGCGGGGCCGGGGUCCGGAGUGCGCGCCGGGGAGGCCCGCCAUGGAGGUGGUGGACGAGACGGAGGCGCUGCAGCGCUUCUUCGAAGGCCACGACAUCAACGGUGCCCUGGAGCCUUGCAACAUAGACACCAGCAUCCUGGAGGAGUACAUCAGCAAGGAGGAUGCCUCCGAGCUCUGCUUCCCUGACAUCUCCGCUCCAGCCAAUGCUGCCUCCCACCCCCACGGGCAGCCAGUGCUCCCUGGCUCCAGCGGGGUCCACCACCUGAGCCCCCCAGGGAGCGGACCCUCCCCAGGGCGCCAUGGCCCCCUCCCACCCCCGAGCUAUGGCGCCCCCCUCAACUGCAACAACAACAACGGCAUGGGAGCUGCUCCCAAACCCUUCCUGGGGGGCUCUGGGCCCCCCAUCAAGGCAGAGCCCAAGGCUCCCUAUGCCCCAGGCACGCUGCCGGACUCCCCCCCAGACUCGGGCUCUGAGGCGUACUCCCCCCAGCAGGUGACUGACCCCCACCUCCUGCGCACGAUAACCCCCGAGACCCUAUGCCACGUGGGGGUGCCCUCCCGCCUGGAGCACCCGCCCCCACCUCCAGCCCACCUGCCGGGCCCCCCACCGCCCCCGCCACCCCCGCCUCACUACCCAGUCCUGCAGCGGGACCUGUACAUGAAGGCCGAGCCCCCGCUCCCCCACUACGCCGCCAUGGGGCAGGGGCUGGCGCCCGCUGAUCUCCACCACACCCAGCAGUCCCAGAUGCUGCACCAGCUGCUGCAGCAACACGGAGCCGAGCUCCCCACACAUCCUUCCAAGAAGAGGAAGCACUCCGAAUCGCCCCCCAACACCCUCAAUGCCCAGAUGCUGAACGGAAUGAUCAAACAGGAACCGGGCACCGUGGCGGCCCUGCCCCCGCACCCCGCUCGAGCCCCAUCCCCACCCUGGCCUCCCCAGGGCCCGCUCUCCCCGGGGCCUGGCUCCUUGCCCCUCAGCAUCGCCCGGGUCCAGACUCCACCCUGGCACCCGCCGGGCGCCCCCUCCCCAGGUCUCCUGCAGGACAGUGAUAGCCUCAGCGGCUCCUACCUGGACCCCAACUACCAGUCCAUCAAGUGGCAGCCGCAUCAGCAGAACAAGUGGGCGACACUCUACGACGCAAACUACAAGGAGCUGCCCAUGCCCACCUACCGCGUGGACGCUGACAAGGGCUUCAACUUCUCGGUGGGUGACGACGCCUUCGUGUGCCAGAAGAAGAACCACUUCCAGGUGACAGUGUACAUCGGCAUGCUGGGCGAGCCCAAGUUUGUCAAGACGCCCGAGGGCCUCAAGCCCCUGGACUGCUUCUACCUGAAGCUGCACGGAGUGAAGCUGGAGGCCCUGAACCAGUCCAUCAACAUCGAGCAGUCGCAGUCAGACCGGAGCAAGCGGCCUUUCAACCCCGUCACGGUCACGCUGCCCCCUGAGCAGGUCACCAAGGUGACGGUGGGCCGGCUGCACUUCAGUGAGACCACGGCCAACAACAUGCGCAAGAAGGGCAAGCCCAACCCCGACCAGAGGUACUUCAUGCUGGUGGUGGCCCUCCAGGCCCACGCCCAGAACCAGAACUACACACUGGCUGCCCAGAUCUCGGAGCGCAUCAUCGUGCGGGCCUCCAACCCCGGCCAGUUUGAGAGCGACAGCGACGUGCUGUGGCAGCGGGCGCAGGUGCCCGACACCGUCUUCCACCACGGCCGCGUGGGCAUCAACACCGACCGGCCCGACGAGGCGCUGGUGGUGCACGGCAACGUCAAGGUCAUGGGCUCGCUUAUGCACCCCUCGGACCUGCGGGCCAAGGAGCACGUGCAGGAGGUGGACACCACGGAGCAGCUGAAGAGGAUCUCGCGCAUGCGGCUGGUGCGCUACAGAUACAAGCCCGAGUUCGCUGCCAGCGCCGGCCUGGAGGCCACGGCCCCGGAGACGGGCGUCAUCGCCCAGGAGGUGAAGGAGAUCCUGCCUGAGGCGGUGAAGGACACCGGAGAUGUGGUCUUCGCCAACGGGAAAACCAUAGAGAACUUCCUGGUGGUGAACAAGGAGCGUAUCUUCAUGGAGAACGUGGGUGCCGUGAAGGAGCUGUGCAAGCUGACUGACAACCUGGAGACGCGCAUCGACGAGCUGGAGCGCUGGAGUCACAAGCUGGCCAAGCUGCGGCGUCUCGACAGCCUCAAGUCCACUGGCAGCUCAGGCACCUUCAGCCACGCUGGGAGCCAGUUCAGCCGGGCAGGCAGCGUCCCCCACAAGAAGAGGCCCCCCAAGAUGGCCAGCAAGGCAUCAUCUGUGGUCCCAGACCAGGCCUGCAUCAGCCAGCGCUUCCUGCAGGGAACCAUCAUUGCCCUGGUGGUGGUCAUGGCCUUUAGCGUGGUGUCCAUGUCCACACUGUACGUGCUGAGCCUGCGUGCCGAGGAGGACCUGGUGGACAUGGAUGGCUCUUUUGCCGUGUCCACUUCCUGUCUCCUGGCCCUCCUCCGGCCCCAGCACCCUGGGCGGAGUGAGGCCAUGUGCCCAUGGUCUAGCCAGAGCUUUGGGACCACUCAGCUUCGACAGUCCCCUGGGACCACUGGGCCGCCCAGCACACAGUCCUCUUUGCUGCUGAUUACCAGCAGCCUGGCCAGCUCGGCCCCAGGCCCAGCUGUCCGCACCUUGGACCUGUGCUCCAGCCAGCCCUGCCCCGUUGUCUGCUGCUUUCCACCCACCCCCAGCCCUGAUACGCACCCUAACCUUGGUCCCAGCUUUAGCCCCAGCCAUGGUCUCAGCUCCAGUCCCGACCCCACCACCAGCCACUCAGGCCCCAGCCAGAUGGCCCUGCUGCCGAUCACCAACAUCAGAGCCAAGUCCUGGGGCCUUUCAGCCAAUGGCAUCGGCCACUCCAAGCAUCCCAAGAGCCUGGAGCCUGUGGCCAGCCCUGUAGUCCCCUUCCCCGGGGGGCAGGGCAAAGCCAAGAACAGCCCCAGCCUCUCUCUCCGCGGCAGGGCCCGCCGCCGGGCCCCCCAGCCCACUCAGGCCCGGGGCCAGCCAGACCCAGUGCCCUCCUUGGCCUCCAUCCGGGUGCUGGAGAAUUCAAUGCCCAUCACCUCCCAGUACUGCGCUCCCGGGGACACCUGCAGGCCUGGAAACUUCACCUACCACAUCCCUGUCAGUGGCAGCACCCCACUGCACCUCAACCUGACCCUGCAGAUGAACUCCUCCUCCCCCGUGUCCGUGGUGCUGUGCAGCCUGGUGUCAAAGGAGGAGCCGUGUGAGGAGGGGGGCUUUGUUCAGAGCCUCUGCCCCCACCAGAACACCCAGGGAACCUCCCACCAAUGGCCGGUGACCAUCCUGUCCUUCCGCGAGUUCACCUACCACUUCCGGGUAACACUGCUGGGCCAGGCCAACUGCAGCGCGGAGACCCCGGUCCGGCCGGCCACAGACUACUACUUUCGCUUCUACCGCCUGUGUGACUGAGCUGCCCUCCUGAGCAGCGCCACGCCAGGGACCCGGGCUACCCGGCCCCUUCCACACUGGACGAAAGCUGUCACACUGGAGCCUGCCACCGGCCAGCUCUCUGCCGUUCACUGGAAUUCCCUCUGGAGAGACUGAAGCCAGGCUUCGGCCCGCCCCGCGACUGGUGAAACUGGAAGUCCUCACACUGGAGUUGCUGUUCCUGCUGGUAGCCCCUCGCGCGCCACUGAGGCAGCUGGAGGGACCAAGGCCUCCUGGGCCUUCCUCCCUGCCCCCUUGCUCAGGGCCAGGUCGGGGCCAGUUCACAUCUGUCCAGAUAUGGUGGCUGCAGGGCUGGCUUAUGGAUGCCCUGGCAGUGAGGGGAAGCCUGUGACUCGGAUUUUUCCAGGGCCCAUUCUCCUGUACCUGCUCUGUAGAGACUGGGAGCGUACCCUUCUUUUGCAGAGAAGAGCUGCCUGCCUUAGAGAUCAGCUGGGGUCUGCACCCAGCCCACAGGGACUCAGCUAGGCCCACGUGUCAAUGGCAGGCCAAAGCCCUCACUGUUAAAGCUGCUCCCUGGGGGGUUGGCUUUGUACUGGACUUUUUUGGGGUUUGACUGUUACGCUGGACUUGAACUUCUAAGCUUUAAGCAUGGCUGGGUGGGAGCAAGGGGGUCUUCUCCCUGGGAGAGCUUGGCCCCAAGAGCCCCCAGGGCAGUGGAGACCAGACUUGGAUGGGACAGAGAGACUGACCAUGUUCUGUAUGUACCUGUUGUGCUUGGCUAAAGCCACCCUCAGCCCUUCAAAGGCCUGAACCAAAGGCGGCCAGCGGGCCGGGUGAGCCUGGACCCUGGAACCUCGAGUACUGUGGACGGGGGCGUUCCCUUGCAGCCCCGCAGCCUGUGCUCCCGGGAGUGUCCCUGUGUGCUGGUGACCCACCCAGUCCUUCUGAGCAGAGGAGCAGGAAUCCCUGCUAGGCAGCAGGCUGGUCUUAGCUGGGGGCUGGAUUCAAAUUGCUUUUGCUGGUUAUUAAUGAAUUACUAAAAUGCACUUAAACCAGGACUGGAAGGAGGGGGAUGGAAAUGGAAAGCCCAGAGGCAAAGUCCUGAGAUGAUGCUGGCCGAGAAGCCAGGGCCCUGCUGUGCCCCUCCUUGGGGACCCUGGAGAGGCCCACUUCCCUCCCUGCCACCACUAAGACUCUGUCCUCCUCUUCCACUCAUCUGCUGGGGGCCUCAUCUCCCCCAAUCAGAAGCUCCCAUGCCGCGUUUGGACAGCCAGGCUGGACGGGCGCGGGCUUGGCAGUAGGCCCCACUCUCCCCAGCCCUCCCAGGAGCAGAGUGAUGGGUUGGGGUUAGUGAAGACGUUACAUUGCAAGUGCCAACUUAUCCAUUUCGUAGUGGGUGCCUAGAACAUUCCGAGGCCACAUCCAGGCUCCUGGAAGGAGCAUGGUGGUGGUUUAGCAACAUCUGCCCAGGUUCAGAAAUGGGGAAGGGAUUUGCUACCCCUGCCCUUUUGUAUCCUGCCGCCUCUUUGGGAGCUAGGACUUGCUUCUGUUCUCUCUCAUUCCUUCCCAGCUUUGAAUGGGAGGCCUUUCUCUGGGGACGCAGAAUCCUGGAGGGGCCUCCGACCUGCAGGACCCCACCUGCUCUGGAUCUCAAAGCACUUGUCCUCAGGAUAGUGAAACACGAGGGAGAUACGGGGAGAGCAGGGAUACCUUGCCUCCUGCCCACCCCACCCCCCAAUUUGGCCCCUCUUCCUCAUUCUGACAUAGGAAUUAGACGCUCAUACCAUGCAAGGGGCUGAGCCUUACUUAGGACUACUCUGUUCUCCCUCCUUCCACGGGGGAGCCCUCCCUGAUGCCUUAAAACUGCUGCCCUUCAGUCCUUACCUGGAAAGUGACCCUUCACUGCCCCCUGGAGCCCAUCUGGACACAGCUUCACCCCAAUCUGGUUAGCAGCUGGCUCUGUUUCCAAGCCUGGGGAGGGGGUCCUCGGUACAGGGGUUGGGGUUAAGCUGGGGCUCCAAGCUGCUUGAGGGGGUCACCCUUGGACCAAAGUUGCCUUAUGCACAAGGAAGGCAAAGGCCCAUCUUUACGCCCCUUUGGUGUUUGUUCCUUCCGCCCCUUUGGUGUUUGUUCCUGUAGCCUCCGGGCUCAUCUUUCCCAAGCUGCAAGCUGUCCACAGGGCCUCCCAGUGCACAAAAUGCCCCUGCCCACACCGCCUCCCCUUAAAAGCCUGCGUGUGCAUAGAGCGUCCCCUCUCUCCCGGUUAACUCCUGGUUCCUCUCCCUGAGCUUUGACUCAUAUUUAUCACGUACCAACUCUGACUCUGAUGUGGGCAGCAGGAGAAGCAGCUCCAGGCCUGCUUGCUUCCUGUCCCCUGAACUGUUCUUUUCUUCUGGAGUAAAUAUACAUAUAUAAAUAAAUGUAUAAAUACUGCUUUGUAUCUA
Choloepus didactylus (southern two-toed sloth) is the source of this 5963-nucleotide messenger RNA. It is a transcript of the gene MYRF, whose product is annotated as myelin regulatory factor. Gene Ontology annotation, molecular function: sequence-specific DNA binding; DNA-binding transcription factor activity. Gene Ontology annotation, cellular component: endoplasmic reticulum membrane; nucleus. Gene Ontology annotation, biological process: positive regulation of DNA-templated transcription; protein autoprocessing; central nervous system myelin maintenance. The record is from RefSeq and is a predicted model, not a curated record. NCBI's taxonomy places the organism in Eukaryota, Metazoa, Chordata, Mammalia, Pilosa, Megalonychidae.